Brugia pahangi is the source of this 1239-nucleotide messenger RNA. The record is from the annotation of a GenBank genome assembly. NCBI's taxonomy places the organism in Eukaryota, Metazoa, Nematoda, Chromadorea, Rhabditida, Onchocercidae.
AUGAAGCUAAUAACUUUCGCCCUAUUUAGUAUUACAAUUAUACCUAUACAAGCAGUAAAUUAUGCAACACUUUUGGCACACUUGUCCAUCCAUAUUCGUGGAUGUUACUACACUAACUGGGCUCAGUAUCGAGAAGGAGAAGGUAAAUUCUUGCCUGAAAAUAUUCCAAAUGGACUAUGCACCCACAUUCUUUACGCAUUUGCUAAAGUCGAUGAAUUAGGUGAUUCAAAACCUUUUGAAUGGAACGAUGAAGAUACUGAAUGGUCGAAAGGAAUGUACUCAGCUGUGACGAAACUGAGAGAAACCAACCCAGGACUGAAAGUCCUUCUUUCCUAUGGUGGCUACAACUUCGGAUCAGCAGUUUUCACUGGAAUAGCAAAGUCGGCGCAAAAAACGGAACAUUUUAUUAAAUCAGCUAUAGCAUUUCUCCGUAAGAAUAAUUUUGAUGGAUUCGAUUUGGAUUGGGAAUAUCCAGUCGGUGUAGCUGAGGAACACGCUAAACUUGUUGAGGCAAUGAAAACAGCAUUUGUGGAAGAAGCCAAAACAUCUGGUAAGCAACGAUUACUUUUAACCGCUGCUGUAUCAGCCGGGAAAGGAACUAUUGACGGAAGUUACAAUGUGGAGUCUCUCGGAAAAAAUUUCGAUCUCCUAUUUCUAAUGUCAUACGAUUUACACGGUAGUUGGGAGAAGAACGUCGAUUUACACGGAAAAUUGCAUCCAACAAAGGGAGAAGUUUCCGGAAUUGGCAUAUUUAAUACUGAAUUUGCUGCGGACUAUUGGGCAAGUAAGGGUAUGCCGAAACAGAAAAUUAUCAUUGGAAUUCCGAUGUACGCUCGGGGAUGGACAUUAGAUAAUUCUUCGGAAACAGCGAUUGGAGCAGCGGCUAGUCGUCCGUCGUCAGCAUCGAAAACAAAUCCUGCUGGUGGUACUGCAUCUUACUGGGAGAUAUGCAAAUAUCUGAAAGAAGGUGGCAAGGAAACGAUUCAUCAAGAAGGUGUCGGGGCAUACAUGGUAAAAGGAGACCAAUGGUAUGGUUAUGAUAACGAGGAAACUAUCAGAAUUAAAAUGAAAUGGCUUAAAGAGAAAGGAUAUGGUGGUGCCUUCAUAUGGGCUCUUGAUUUCGAUGAUUUCACGGGUAAAAGCUGUGGCAAAGGUCCUUAUCCAUUGUUAAAUGCUAUCAGCAGUGAGCUUGGAAACAGUUUCAUAUUUUGGAUGAAGAAUUCUACAAUUUCAUCAUGA